AUGGUGGUUGACUCACUGACCAAAGUGAGCAACUUUCUCAAUGUUUCUGCUCAACAAAGGAAGUUGGUUCGUCUAAGAGUGUGCCCCCAGGUUACUCAACAUCGCAUAUGGACUGGUGCACUUAAAGAAGUUCUGAACGAUUUUGCAGUUGAUUUGGAUUUUUUGUCUUCUCAGGGCUUAAACAAUGAUAUUUUGUUAGGUGGCCAAAUUGUUCAUAGCUGUUUGAAGUUUCUUACUGAAAUUGGUGUCUUUUCAGACACCGAGUCAUCUUCUUGGAUGAAGCUUUCACCUUCUAAAAUGCUUGCCUCUGACCCACGAAAAUGGGAAGAUGUUCUUGUAAUGUUCAAUGAUCUGAUUGAAUGCUGUAAAAAGGAAGUAAGGUUGAAGUUCCAUGUAGCUAAAGCUGAGAUCAUGAAGGAGGGGCUUUUGCACAUAAGGGAUGUUUCAGUUGACAACAGUGUUGGAUACAAGGAAGCUCAGCAUCAAGAAAGCCUGGUGAGGAAGAAGCUUUCCACAAUGUUGGGUCACUCCUCUCGUUGCAUAUUCACUCUAUUACUGUAUUAUCUCUAUGGAAGGGUGGUGGAUAUUGAAGUAGACAUGCGUGGUGGGGUCUAUACAAAUGGAAGUGAUGGCAAGUUUUGCUUGUUUAUGGGAAGAAUCUUGACUUCGGAUAGUGAGAAGAUGGUUGGGCGAGGGGUGAAGCAGUUGGACCGGGCACUUGGAAUUUUCAAGUUUGUGUGGGAAAUGGCUGGAAUGAAAGGGCAUUUGGACUUGCAGGGCCAUAUGUGGUGUGUUGGAGCAGACAGUAGGGUGCUUAUGUAUAGAGGUAACACGUACUUUGUGCAUGGAAUUUGCCUUCGAUUAUAG
Sphenostylis stenocarpa is the source of this 867-nucleotide messenger RNA. Lineage: Eukaryota; Viridiplantae; Streptophyta; Magnoliopsida; Fabales; Fabaceae. The record is from the annotation of a GenBank genome assembly.